AGAGAGAGAAGCAAAUUAUUGUUUCCAAAAUCUGAGCUCAAGCACAGAGUGAGAGUGACGCUCAAAACCACAGAAAAUGGAGAACAAAAUACUCUACAAUUGGAAAUCAUGGUGGAGGGCUUUCAACAAUCACAAUUUCUUCGCUAUCAAAUUGGGGGUUUCGAUUCUUCUAGUGGCUCUUGCGUUUAGGAUCCUCUUCAAUCGAUCCCUCGAAUUAUCUCCAGUUUCAGAAACCCCUUUUCUAGAAUCAGUGGCCCCUUUGAUUACCGUCUAUUCUGAAACAAGGGCUGAUCAUAUUUCUCCACAAGAUAAUGGAGCAAAAUGUGAUCUUUUUGAUGGGGAUUGGAUUCCUGACAAAACUGAGCCAUUUUACACAAACAGCACUUGUGAGUUUAUUGAGCAACACCAGAAUUGUAUGAAGAAUGGGAGGCCAGAUAGAGACUAUCUCUACUGGAGGUGGAAGCCCCGCGGUUGCGAUUUACCCCGUCUAGAUCCAUGGAAGUUCCUUGACUUGAUGAGGAACAAAAGCUGGGCUUUGAUAGGCGAUUCUAUCUCGAGGAACCACGUGCAGUCGCUGCUGUGUAUGCUCUCAGUGGUUGAAAAACCAGACCACGUUUAUCACGACGAGGGUUACAAAAACCGCAGAUGGGUCUUCCCCUCGUAUAAUUUUUCCCUCGCAGUUCUCUGGUCGCCCUUCCUUGCUCAAGCUGCCAUUUUCGAAGACAUAAAUGGCGUUGCCUCUUCCGAAAUAGAACUCCAUCUAGACAAACUCGACAAGAAUUGGACUCGGCAAUACAACGAUUUAGAUUACAUGAUACUCUCAAGUGGAAAAUGGUUCGUCAAAGGAUCCAUCUACUACGAAAACGACCAGAUACUAGGCUGCCACUUCUGCCCAAAGAGGAACAUAACCGAGGUCGAGAUCAAAUUCGCAUACCGCAAAGUCAUCAGGAACGUGUUUAGCUUUAUCAUUGCAUCGAAACACAAGGGGAUUAUAUUCUAUCGGACCUCCACGCCCGACCACUUUGAGAACGGGGAGUGGUUUAGUGGCGGAAUUUGUGAGAGAAAACUACCUGCAAGACAUGGCGAGUUUGAGCUCAAGGAGCUGAACAGGAUCCUCCGAGAUGUGGAGCUUGAGGAGUUUGAGAAAGUGUCGCCUAAAGCAGCUGAAAACGGGGUGAACCUUAAACUCUUAGACGUCAACCCUCUUUCAUUGCUACGGCCAGAUGCACACCCGGGCCCCUAUCGGUUUUUCCAACCAUUUGCCAAAGACAAGAAUGCAAAGGUGAUCAGCGACUGCCUCCAUUGGUGCCUUCCCGGCCCGAUUGAUACUUGGAAUGAUCUCCUGAUGGAGAUGCUCGUUGGUGGUUGAGAAACGAGCAUAUUUUCUGGUUUGUGCGCGUCUUAGGGUUCGUGCAGCGUGCGCAAACACCAUUUCAUUGAGUUUUUCAUGCUCUUUGUGGUCAGUAGAAUAAUUAUAUGUAUUUAUACGGUAUUGAUUGUUUUACUGUACCUAAAAUGUGUUGAGAUUUGUUUCUGAAUGUAAAUUAGCAGUUGAGAAAUUAAGUGUUGUUUUAAGUA
Molecule: messenger RNA, 1578 nt
Organism: Salvia hispanica
Lineage: Eukaryota; Viridiplantae; Streptophyta; Magnoliopsida; Lamiales; Lamiaceae
Product: protein trichome birefringence-like 23
Cellular component (GO): Golgi apparatus
Molecular function (GO): O-acetyltransferase activity
Source: RefSeq, a predicted model, not a curated record